AUGAUUUUGAGAAUUAUUUUGGCUGCCUUGUCAGUGGCAUGCAUCUUCGUGCAGCAGGUUGCUGCUUCGAAUGCAUCGCUUGGUGGAGGAUCUCAGGACAUUGUGACAUGGGAUAAGCAUUCUAUCAUGGUUCGCGGCCAGCGCGUGAUGUUUUUCUCUGGGGAAUUCCACCCCUUCCGCCUCCCAGCCCCCGGGCUAUGGCUGGAUGUACUCCAGAAAGUAAAAGCUAUGGGAUUCAAUGGCGUCUCCUUUUACGUCAACUGGGCUCUGCUCGAGGGUAAAGAGGGUGAUUUCAGUACAGAGGGAGUAUUUGCACUUGAGCCUUUCUUCGAAGCGGCAAAGACAGCCGGUAAGCUAUCGAGCACCGAAGGUAUCUAUCUCCUCGCACGACCUGGACCCUACAUCAAUGCAGAAGUCAGCGGCGGUGGGUUUCCAGGAUGGCUAGCUCGCCUUCCGACAGGACUUCGCACGCGGAACUCGACUUACAUGGAUGCAACUGAAAACUAUGUUUCCAGCAUCGGCACGAUUAUUGCGAAAGCGCAGAUAACAAACGGGGGACCCGUGAUUCUUGUGCAGCCCGAGAACGAGUAUUCAUCAGGAGACCCGCCUUUUCCAGACCCUGUCUAUUUCCGUGCUGUCGAGCAACAAUAUCGUGAUGCUGGUAUCGUUGUUCCUUUCAUCAGCAACGAUAAUAGCCCACAUGGGUUUUUUUAUGACCAGGGACCUCCCGAAUGGCCGAUUUACGGGCAUGACAGCUACCCUAUGGCAUCGGAGAAGGAUCAGUGUGAAGCUAAACGUGUGAAAGGGUUCAAUGAUGACAUAUCAGAAUGGCCGGUUGAUGCAUUGCCGACUAACUAUGGGGAUUUGCACGAAGAAAUGGCACCCAAUACGCCGUACUCGGUGAUUGAAUGUCAGGGCGGAAGUUGGGAUCCCUGGGGCGGAUACGGCUACAACAAGACAGCAGCAAGGCAGGGACCAGAGUACCAGCGUGUCUUUUUCAAGAAUUUCUAUAGCUUUGGAGUCACCAUUUUCAACGUCUAUAUGGGUGUUGGCGGAACUAACUGGGGAAAUAUGGGAUACCCAGAAGGAUAUACCAGUUAUGACUACGGCGCGCCAAUCACUGAAAUGAGAACCGUCGAGCGGGAGAACUUUAGCGAGUUGAAGCUACAGGCGAUGUUUCUUCAGUCCUCUCCUGCUUAUGCGACUGCAAUUCCGCAAAACAACACCCAUGCGAAUGGCUCCUAUACUGGAAAUAUGAAGAUCGCAACGACGGCAUUGUUUGGAAAUGAAACAAACUUCUUUGUUCUUCGACAUGCAGAUUAUACUGAGACGUCCACAGAAAAGUAUCAUAUCACACUGCCAACGAGUAAAGGAAAUAUUACUAUACCCCAGCUCGGAGGAUCCUUGUCUCUUGUGGGCCGCGAUUCGAAAUUCCAUGUUACAGAUUACGAUGUUGGUGGUAUCAACCUGCUAUACUCGACUGCGGAGGUUUUCACAUGGAGAAAAUUUGGAAAUCGCUAUAUUCUCGUCGUCUAUGGCGGGCCAGGCGAGACCAAUGAGCUCGGGAUUCACGGUGGUGGAACCCCUCACAUCCUGGAGGGAGACCAGCAUUCUAUCAAAUUUGACCAGAAGCAGGGCUCAACAAUCUUACAGUAUACUGUGAGUGAUCAGAGAAUAAUUGUUGAGUUAUCGAACGGUCUCUAUGUUUACCUGCUUGAUCGCUUUUCUGCCUACAAUUAUUGGUCUACUGAUCUGUCAAGCGAUCCUGUCUCGGGAAACUAUAGCAACACUACUACAUUCCUCUCGACUCCUAUAAUCAAGGCUGGGUAUUUGAUUCGGGACAUCAAAGCUACGGAUAACACUUUGCAUCUCAUGGGAGAUUUUAAUUCUACUACAGAGAUUGAGAUCAUCGGUGCCGAAAGUGAUAUCAAGUCUUUGAUAGUGAAUAAUGCGCCAACAGAAUUUCAGCAAGACAGUCAUGGCGUUGUAAAGGCUACAGUCGUUUUCAAAGGACCCGAUUUCUCCUUGCCAGACCUCUCAAAGACUGGCUGGAAGGUACUCGACGCUCUGCCAGAAAUACAGAAAGACUACGAUGAUAGCCGCUGGACAAAAGCUUCCCUAUCUAGCAGCAACAAUACUGAGCGCAAUCUGAGUACCCCGAUAUCUCUCUAUGCUUCGGACUAUGGAUUCCAUUCAGGAUAUCUCAUAUACCGGACCAGUUUCACCUCAAAUGGAGGGAAGAGCCUCCGCCUAGAAACCCAGGGCGGAUCAGCUUAUGGGCAUUCUAUAUGGCUCAACGAGACCUUUGUGGAUUCAUUUUCUGGGGAAAUCACAGCUUAUUCGUGGAAUCAAGCCUUUGAUCUCCCAGCGAAAAAUGGGGAAACCUAUACCAUUACUAUUCUGAUUGACCAGAUGGGAUAUGAGGAAAAUGGUUCAGCUGGGUCGAGCGACAUGAAAACCCCACGUGGAAUUUUAAACUAUUCGCUUUCCGGAUUCAAUCAAUCGGAUUUGUCCUGGAAGAUCACCGGCAACCUGGGUGGAGAAAGCUUUAGAGAUCGCACUCGAGGUCCACUGAACGAAGGAGGACUAUUUGCCGAACGACAAGGCUACCAUCUACCAGGUGCUCCGAUCUCCUCUUGGAAAGACAGCAAACUGGGCCCCAUGGAGGGGCUCAGUGGACCAGGAGUAGCAUUCUACGCGACCACUUUCAAACUUGACAUUCCGACUGGAUACGAUAUUCCGAUUUCGUUAUCUUUCGCAAACAGCACCGACACAACCAGCAGUAUCCGGUGCCAGGUCUAUGUAAAUGGGUAUCAAUUUGGCAAAUGGAUUCAUAAUAUUGGACCACAAGAUAUUUUCCCGGUUCCAGAGGGUAUUUGGGACUACCAUGGUGAAAAUUAUCUUGCUGUGAGUCUAUGGGCACUGGAGAAGGGUGGUGGGAAAGUGGAAAAUUUGAAUUUGGUUGCUGGUCCUGUGAUUCAAAGCAGCUACCCGCGGCCGAUCGAAAUGAGUCCGAUCUCUCAAUGGCACAAGCGCGAUGGGGCAUACUGA
Messenger RNA from Penicillium manginii, 3051 nucleotides. Its product is annotated as glycoside hydrolase family 35 protein. Gene Ontology annotation, cellular component: vacuole. Bases 1 to 3051 code for a protein of 1016 amino acids. NCBI's taxonomy places the organism in Eukaryota, Fungi, Ascomycota, Eurotiomycetes, Eurotiales, Aspergillaceae. Gene Ontology annotation, biological process: carbohydrate metabolic process. Gene Ontology annotation, molecular function: beta-galactosidase activity. The record is from RefSeq and is a predicted model, not a curated record. The transcript is spliced from 7 exons.